GUCAUCCGGCCGCGACACGAGUCGGUGGAGAGUCAGGAGACGAGCGGAGCUGGCGGGUGUCGAGCAGCCUGUGAACGGCACAAAUCUGGUCCCUGUGGAUGUGUUCCCCCCCGCGGUACUGGUCGGAGGUCACCGCACGUUUCCCGGCAAAGGAUCCGAGUCACAGGAGGGACGGACACCGGCGUCAGUUUUCGCGGAGCGGGCUCACGUUAGCGCUACUUGAUGUUUUCAGCUGCUAGCCCGUUAGCAUUACCCGAAGUGGGCUCGCAGAGGCUAGUUAGCAGAGGUUGCUAACGCGGUAGCUUGGGUGCGAACCGGUGCGAGCGCUCGCCGCUGCAGGGAGGGAACCGAGAGACGAGGCAGGAGCAGUGUUGUAUCCCACCGGAGCCCCCCCACCCCCAGCGUUAGCCCCUUUUUAGCUCAAUACAGGCUUGGAUACACGACCCCCAGAGGAGCCCUCGCCUGGGGGAGGCCCGCCGCCCCGGUCCGGCUUCGCGUCUCUAAGACUGCCACCGUCCACCUUUCACUGCCCCCGGUUCAGUCGGUGGCUCGGCGACACUUCAAAGGGAAAGGUCUGCGGCACUGCAGAUAAAGUGCACCCCCCCAAGCAUCGGCAAGCUUUUCCAGAGCCCCCACGCGGUCCCGUGGGUGACAGAAAGAAUCAACCCAUAGACUAGGACCUGGAGUCAAGAAGACCAAUUGUGGCUUGAACAAAAGGCAGACAGAGAGAACUAAUGCCAAGCCCUUCUCCUCCUCAGACAGCCUAGCGAAGGUCCAGGAGGUAGCAAGCUGGCUUUUGGAAAUGAACCAGGAUCUGCUGUCGGGGGGCAGCAGCAGCAGGCGGAGUCGGGGGCCGGGGGGUCCGGCAGUGCGAGGUAACGCCGCCUCCACAGCCCGGGCGCCCCAGCAGGCGGCAGAGGAGGGCGACGAGGAUGAGCACAUGAACCGGGUAGUAGAGGAGGAAGAGCAGCUGCAGCAGAGGCCUGAUGCAUCACAGGUUGACGGUGGAAGAGAACAACCAUGGGCGCCCAGCGAAUCAGGAGCCAGCAACGGCCCUCGCGGAGACGAGGAAGGGGAAGAUGGCGAGGACGGCCCGCCAAACGAAGUGAACGGUAGGGAGAAAGGCGCCCGAUGGAUGUGGGAGUCGGAGCAGAGGCGGCUGCGAGGGCAGCCGCUUGGCGAAGAGGACGAGGAGGAGGAGGAAGAGGAGGAGAACAACAACAGCGGCAGCCACCAAGAGGAGGAGGAGGAGAGGACAGAGGGAGGGGAGCAGCAGCAGGGAGGGGAGGAAGAGGAGAGGGAAGAGGGCGAGGAGGAAGAGGAGGAGGAUGAGGACGAGGAAGAGAUGGACCAAGACAGUGAUGACUUUGAACAUUCAGCAGAGAGCGGGAGAGAAGAGGAGGAGGAGGAGGAAGGAGAAGGGGAGGAAGGGCUGCGGUCUCCCUCUCUCAGGAACAAUGUGUCUACCCCCAAUAACAACCUGGACUCUGGUUGUACACACCAAAGCUCUUCCAACAAGAAGGUAAGAAAAAUACUCUUUUCACUUUGUAGCACUUGCAUCUGUUUCCUCGUCUUCUCUUGUGUCAGUUUCUCAGUCCCAUCAUGCCACGCACGACACCACUGAACACAAUCCCACUGUGCUGGUCUGCAACAACUCCAAAAUGCUGCUCUGUUACCUCCAGGGGGCAGCAUGAACUAAAAUUUAAAUGAUCACUGAGGCAGUUGAACGCUCAGUGCGACUGUCCCCAUGUCAAAACACUGUUAGGAGUGGUUGUGACUUACAGCUACACCCUACGUGUUUACACCGUCUUGUUGGACAUCGAUGAUAUUGAGAGAGUUGUGGACAUUUUCACUGCCCAGUCUGAUCAGGAUCCUGCACGUUGUUGCUGCUGCAGUCCUCUUUUGUGCCAUGUCCACCAUUUCUAUUCCCGUCUCUGCAUUUUGCCGACAUUAGUGUUGAUAAGCAGUCCACACAUCUGCUUUGUUUCAGGCACCAACUCCCUCUUUUCAUUUUCCACAUGCAGACACUCCUGGCUAAGAGCCUCAACAAAUGUUCAGGUUGUUAUGACGACAAUGAGUGCACCACUCAGUACUACAUUAAGAGUCUGAAGGAGCUCUUACGCUGUUGCACACCUCCACAUGCUUGAUGAAAUUGUAAUUGUACUAAAAAAUCCUUGGCAAAUCCUAAGAAGGUCAGUUCUAAAGGAUCCUAAGAGGUUCUUUUAUUUCCAGCUUUGGUUCGAGAAGCGAGUUACAAAAAGAUGAAAUGCCAGCCUUCUAUUCGUAUAUAGGAUUUUAAUUGAUACUCUACCUAUUUAAAAGUGUCUAAUGUUUUUUUUGUGACUUGUCUGACAAACACAUGAUGACAACUCUACUUUUCAUGAUUACAGUAUUAAAUGUCAUGAUGUUAAAACCAAAUCCCGGUUCAACCUGCGUAGCUGUGCCCUAAUAUGCUUUGAUUAACAAUAUGUUGCUGCAUUGUUUGCCUCUCAGCAAACGCCAAGGCUGCCAUCAGGAAGUGAAAUUACCAAGCGAUCAGCCUUGGGUGCGCUAGACUUUGAUGAGUCACCGGAUGUAAAGUGGCUGUCAGUAUCGCAACAGGGCACGGCAUGUGGUGGCACAGGGAUAAUUGAGGACCUGGCGAAGCGUCGGUGCACCCUGUCUCCUUCGUGCCAGCGCUGGGUCAAACGCUGCAUCUCUGUUGUUUCAGUGCCUCUGACUCACUGCAGGCUGCCUGCAUUAGAAAGGCUGCCAGUGCGUUACAGCUCUGCUCUGUUGCACAACUCCAGACUUUUAACACAGCGUUAGUUCACCCAGCUAAUUUCUGUGGAACCUGCCGAGCUUGUUUCAUGCUUUCGUUGUUUCAGCUUAAACUACCACGUGGUCACUUGUCAUCAAAGAUCAAAAAUGAUUCCUGUGCACCGACAAAGUUUUCACCGACGUUGAGUCUGGUCUAUUAUAAACAAAUGUGCUUAUUUGCUGCUUGUUUUCUGUGGCUAAUUUGUCUUGUGACGGGGACAAGUUACCUUUCCAGAUUUCAUGCAUCUUAUUCAGGGCUUUUUAUUUGUGCUUAUUUAUAAAGAAACUGAAGAAUCCGUCAGUUGUUUAUUACGCUGAAGCAGAGAUGAAUAUCCACUGUAUGAAGUUCAGGGUGAAGAUCACAUUUACAAAUGCAAUUUAUGUUGCAAGCAUCGUAACUGGUUUUGGGAUAAUUUGGAGAAAUAUAAUCUGGAUGUAAAUCUAGUCUCCUCCUUUUUAAAAACUCAUACUUUAAAAUCUGAUUGCCUUGAGCUGCAAAUUUAUUUCCUUACUGAAUUUAAUGGCCUCUCAAAUUUCAGUAAGCCCUAUCACUACUUAGCUUAUAGUUUGCACAGACACACUUGCCAGCUUACUCUACCCUAAAGUCCAUGGGUCCAUUUUUGUAAACAAGCAAAGCUCCGUACUGGACCCAACAGGUUAUCACCUAGUCGAAUAACCAGCCGCCCGGUUCCGUUAACAUAUGACCCAACCCCUCACCCGUGAACAGACACACAUGCUACAUGCACAGUCACUCACAUCAAAUGGGUUAUGGCCUCCAUGUCCUCCUGUUUUUUGUGGUUUAGUUGUGUUCUUGGGAAAGUACCUGUCACCAGUUGCUACACUUGCGCUCCUGUGGCUGUCGAUGUGUUUCCUCAGCGACGCCCGGUGCUGGACUCUGCUCUAUCCAAGUCUUCAGCUAUGUUAGGCUAUCGUAUGUUUUAUAUUUAAGCCUAAUCUCCUUUAAUAUAAACUGAAACCAUCGAGAUCAAACACCACAUUCACAUAAAAAACGUUUCCUGCAGAUCCAUCAAAGUGUUCUUUGUUGGUGCUUUUUCGUCCCCAUGUGUCGACCAGCUUAGACGCACAACAACAAGUUCCUCAGCAGGACAUCUGCAUCCAUGUUGAGGUCACAUCAGGCUACGCAGGAAGCACAAACCAGAGCCGGGCCUGUUGAUCUGUCAUCUGUCCCAAUGUCCACUGGAAGAAAAGUGCAGCUCCUUUUCCCACCUUAAACGUAUUUACAUAUGUAUUGUCAUUCCUCAGGACGGCUCUGACCUCACGGUGAAUAAAAGCAUUGUCCAUGUAGACAAGAGUGAGAAUCUAAUUUCAGCUUCUCAUAUUGAUUCCUCUGUUUGGCGAACUGCCUGAGUGCAUAUGUCAAAGUGUACACACUUUAUCUCGGUGUGAAGGGGAAUUAUUUUGCUGCGGAGGGAUAAUAAUCGUGGAGUACCAUUUGAAAAGGUGUGUGUGUGUGUGUGUGUGUGUGUGUGUGUGUGUGUGUGUGUGUGUGUGUGUGUGUGUGUGUGUGUGUGUGUGUGUGUGUGUGUGUGUGUGUGUGUGUGUGUGUGUGUGUGUGUGUGUGUGUGUGUGUGUGUGUGUGAGCUGUACUUCAAACCCUCCAGUGUUCUCCAGGGUGUUAUCAGCACUCAAACAUUAGACAGAAGGAGCCGUUAAGAACCAGACCAGAAAAAAUUGUGUUACCAGUAAUUUUUCUUUUCUUGCAAAGUGUUUUGCUUCCAAACUAACAUUCAAAUAGUGUGAUCUGGGUUUGGAUUCCUGGCCUCGGUUCGUUGUGUACGAGCAUGCACAGGGUUGUGAUGUGGUUCCAUCAGAAAUGCCAAUUACUAAGCUAUUAAAGACUAUUGGCUCCAGAGUUUUGGCUUCUCUUUUAGGUUUUGCAGCUUUUCUUUGUCUCGUAUCAUUACCUCCUUCAAGGAGUUUCUUUUUUUUUUUGUCUCUGCUUGUUGGUUUGUGUGUUUGACAGCAAGAUUACACAGGAACUACUGAACAGAUUCCCACAAAACUUGGUGGAAAAAUGGUACAUGGGCCAAGAAAGAAGCUAUAAUAGUUUGGGGAAUAGCUGAAAUAGGACAUUUUCAUCCAUUUCCCAGGAAAAAAAUUCAUGGCUCUUGAUGCGAGGAAUCCAGAAUAUUAAGUGGACUGAUAUCUAUGAGUGUGUGCAGUGUGGUGCGGCUUGAUUGAAUUCAAUGGGACUGUUGGGCCUUGGUGGAGGUAUGCUCUCUACUGAGAGUCAUUCUAGUUGUAGAUUAAACGUCUUUAGGGUUUCAAGUGUCCAGUAAAUCUUUGAAAAUUAUACUAAUAAGAAUCCAGCUUUAAGGGAGUUUGUGUUGAAACUGUUUGGCAAGCAGUCAUGACCAGGAGAUGUUUUUAUACUUUAUGAUGUUUGAAGUGUUGUCAUUUCUCUUAAAGUUGACGCCUUUGGAAAAACCUGUUGCCUUCCCCGGAUUUUAAAAUCAACAAAAACAUAUUAUACAAGGUCACAACUUGUGACCCCGCUGAAUUCCCCCCCGGUCCCUCAACAGUUUAGCUCUGUUUGUUUUGCAUGGCCAGGAAUUGAAUAUUUAUCCUGACGCAGUUCCCUGCAGAAUGUGGAUUUUCAUUAGCAAUUCAUGGGCCUCCUUAAGGCAGAAUAACAAAGCAAUCAAUAUGUCCUCCUGCGAUGGGGAUGGGAGGGGGGGGCAUGUCGAAGGGAUUGAUUUAUUAAUAUAAAAUGGAAAAUCAAUGUGAGGCACCUCACGUGAAUGCACAAGAUGCUCAGAUACAGUAACACAGAGCAGCUGGAUGGGAUUUGAGCUCAGGUUUUCUUUUUUUAUACAUCUCAGCUGCAGUGUGUCAUUAGUGUGUUGAGUUACUGUGAUGGAUGACAAUGAAAGGGAUUCCAUGGCUACAUUAGAUUUUCCAGCUCCGUCUCCUGACAGGGCAGCAGCAUCCAAAGCCUUUUCAUUCAAACAGAGCCCUGAUGUAAUUAGCACUGCCUCAUUACUCCACUUCUUACCCCUCCCACUUGUUUACCAUUAGUUCAGUGGAAAAACACAAGCAAUGUUGGGGGGGGGGGACAGAUUUAGUUUAGUCCAAUGAGAGUUACUUCUGUGUUACACUAAAGGUGACUUUCAGAGGCUUUUCAAUUUGGGGUAUUUUCUAUGUUACUACUUUUAUAAAGGAUACUGUAACAAAAUGAAGUUAGUUAUUACUCCUGGUAAAAUACAUGCAUUAUAGCUCCUGGACUUUUCCUGGAGUAUUUGAGAAACAAUUCGGUUUCCCUUUAUAGGAGCCGUCGAGUCUCAUGGCAUUAAAAAGGGAACUUCUCAUCUCUGCUCAAUGCUAGCGGCUAAAAACUACAUUCACUGCUACAAGCACAACCUCCAACUGAUCUGUGUGUAGUGGAUGACGCAUUCUUCUUAACAGGGGGGAGGAGAAUGUGUGGAAUAAAAAAGACAUUAUGUUAUAUCUAUAUCAUCUCAUAUCUUGCUUUAUCGAUAUUGAUCUCACGCUAACUGUCCUUUUAGAGUCGGGCAACACUAUAAGUGAGUAAAUGGUCGUCAUUCAUACAGAGCUUUUCUAGGCUUAACACGACAAUUCACUCUCAUUCAGAGCUUGUUCUAUACAUAGCACACCUCUGACUCACAGAUGGUACAUCAUCUGGGGCAAUAUAGGGUUCAGUGUCUUGCCCAAGGACACUUUGACUGGAGGAGCUGGGAAUCAGACCAUCAACUAUCUGAUCGGCUCUUAGCCACCGCUGCCCUGUGAUUCGGUGGAGUUUUCGUUCAAAGCUUUCCAUGGAUUGUAUUUUCCAACCAAGGAAUAAUAAUAUUUUAAAUAAAUAGAACGUUUGCUCAAUAUCUUUAGAGCGCUUACUUUGUUGUUUAAUGUUGUAUUUCGCAGCGUCACUCUUGAACAUGUGUAUGUUCUACCUUCAAACCAUUUCUACAUUACAAGAUAAUUCAUCAAUUAUUCCCAAUAUCUGCCUCUGUAGCCAAACUUUCACCCCAAACUAUUCAUCAGAUCCUUUGGAGAAGUUCUCCUGCAUAUCUGUUUCCCGGAGUCUGUGGCGAUGAAGUUUCCCUGGAUGUGGUGAAGUUGCUCAGGGCCCACAGUGCCCACGUGUGCGCUUCAUGCUUCAUCUCCCCUGAUCUUCUCAGGGCCUCCCUGACACCUCCUUACAACAUCGGCACGCUACAGUGGAUAAGAGAAAAGUGCUGAUUUGAUCCGACCGGUCUCUUUAAUUUGUGAUGAGCAUGGGAGGGUGGGACCCUGCAGCGCCGCCAGAGAGCGUUGUGGCCAGGUUGUGCUUCUGCUCCUUCCCCCUAGCCAGCUGUAGAUGCACCUGCCAAGUCAGCACCAGCCUCUAUCCAGUGCACUUUCUUUUUCUUACCACCGCUAAAAGCAAGAGGAGAGUUUGUAAACUUAGAUUUGACCUUUUCUUAUAUCCAUAGAGACAUAAAGAGCUUUUUUUCCCAGGUACCAUUAAAAGUGACCCAUUGGUCAUGACUUUUACUUCGUUGAGUAAUGACAUUUACUUUUUUAUUCUUUAUCAAACCUUUCACCCGCCCGGACUUUGUUUACUGUGGGUGUCAGAAUUAUUUUCUGUCCCAUCUCUUCAGUUAAUAUUAGUCCAAUAAAAACCUUUUACCAGUUUACAAAUUCAUGUUUCAUACUUGAGAAUGUUUUAGUACCUCCUGAGCUGCCAGCCUUUAUAGCAUUUAGAUCAUUUAUGGACACUUAAAACUGUGAAACAGGAAACUAUGUUGUUAAGCUAUUUUUCAAGGUAACAUACAGGACAUUCAAUUGCAAAGUCUGUGUUUAUAAUAUAGCUUCUACAAAGUAUGAUAAAUGUGGAUACCUUAAAUAUUUAUUCUACAAGACCAUCAUAUUUAAAGAGUAGGGUUAAGAUGCAAGUCACUAUAAGUUCAUGUUCACAUAUCUGUGCAUUUGAAAGCACCUGCUGAGAUUUGGAUUCACACGUAAGACGCGCUGCCCUGUGGCAAUUGUCUGCCUUACUUUUUCUUUUAGAUAUAUAAUUUUUCUAAUUUAUGCAAAUGGGAAAAUGUUGUCUAUUUCCCCAGGGGCUGCUCAAGCCUUAAAAAAAGCUAUUUAAAGCUUAAAUACAUCACAAAUACAUUUACAAGACAAAUUAAAAGCAGGAAGAUGUUUAUAUUCAGUGCUGUCGAAAAUGUUAGACUAAAUCGCAAAGCUAGCUAAUGCAGCCUUGAGCUUUACUCGUGUUAAACAAUUAGAUCUCGCAAAUGCAAGAGGUGUAUUGUGGGGCCUUCUAGUCUACGGUGGAAGAUGCUUGAUGUGCUCAUACAUCGGUCACGGCGCAAACGGACAUCUCAAAUAUUUAAGAUCUUUUAAUCACUGGUUCUUUAUUUUGGUCACUGAAACAGACGCUCACUAGUUUGCACUGAUUUCAACCUGGAAGACCAAAGCUGUUUUCAGACAAGAACUCUGGAAAAUGGGGUCCGGACAUUUGUCUGUGUUUGCCUUUCACAUAUGAAGAACGCAGCAGGAGAUCGUCUGGGUCAGACGCGUUCACAACAACGACAAAGUGUGGAAAAAACCCUGGAGCAUCUGACAGCAGACAUUUGUGUUUUCACGUUCAGCCCCUGUGAAAAGUUUCAGGAAAAUGCCCCGACUGCAGGUCUGAAAGCAGCUUGAGAAGUCAGAGCAGUUUUGACUAAAACUUAGCUUUCCAUCUACAGUUUGUCUGUCAGACAUCUUCAAAGAUGUUUUAAAUAUAAAUAUUUGACUUUGCUUAUGAUGAAAAAGCACUCACAAACUUUCCUGCUUAAUCUAAUUAUUACCCAACAAAGGAGAAUAUUAGCUCCAUACGGAUUCUGUCACAAGUAACUAUGUCUGGUUGAUUUGCUCAACAUGAUGCCAUGUGUGUUUGCAUUUGGUUGGCUCAGCACUUCCUCUAAUGAGAAACAAGUGUUUCAUCAGGACAGCUUGUGCUUUAGAGUAUUUUUAUGUGAGGUAAAUCGCAGCCUGUAUGGUGAGGCAAAGCCUGUAAUCCUUAAAGUUGAAUCUCUGUCAGCUUUUUCCUCUCAGCCCCAAUGUGGAAGACGUCUUCCCUUGUAAUCCCUCUCUGUUACGUCUGUUUUAUCUUCCAGCGAAUAUUCAGUCAGGUCACAAUUUGAUGACGCGCUCGUCUUCCUCAUCCUCACGCACUUAGUUUGUGAGCACAAUGCAGAAGAAACACAGAUAAUGCAGUGAUUUUAGACACUAGCUCUUUGCUUGGGAACAAUGCAUUUGUUCUAAGCACCUCUCCCUUGCAUAAUAAUUAGGUGACAUCGUCACAGAGUGUGUCAGAGACAGAUGGCAUGGGCCAAAAAGGGAAACUCUCUUGUCUUGGCUGUUUCCUUUUAAAUAUGAUGGUUUCCAUCCUGUUGGGGCUGUGGCCCGAUGUUCAUGGCAUUGUUAGGAUUGAGGUGAGUGACAAAUUGCAAUAAUACACAUGGUGAGAACUUGACAGUACAUACCCAGCCCCUGAUUUAUGGCUUGGUGUCACAUUUUGAGAUAAAAUUGGCCCCAUUCUCCUGAAAUUGAGGGCUUCAUUAGCAACCUCUGCAGAAUUCAUUAGUGAAUGGCAAACCCUGCAUCCGUUGCCAGAAUUGGUCGACUCUAAUAUCAAACAAGAGCCUUAUCCCUGGAUGAGGCCAGAGGCAGCACACUGCAGCCUGGAGGCCAGCGAGCAUGAAUCCUGUUGCCAGGCAACAGUUUACAGAUAGAGGGAGGGAGAGGAGGGUUGUUGCGGGGUCCUCCGCUGCUGCCCACACCCCUGCCUGUCCUUCGUCAUCAUCACGUCAGGAUUAGAUCUGCAACUUGCCUGGCCUUGAAUUAUUGAUUUGAUUUUCCCAAAGCAUUAUCAUUUUCCUGUGCCGGUCCUACCUGAAAUGUCUGACUUGUCACUGAUUGCCUCUCUGCUGAGACGCAGGAGGAAACAAAACGACACUUCCGUGGCACUGAAGUAAAAUGAAUUCCUCUCGAUUGUAGCCAUAAAAACUGACUAUCUCAAUUCUGCUCUCUGUUUCUUUGUAAGGAUUCCUGAGCGUAGAUAAUAUUCAGAGAUGCCUGUACGUGAUGUUUAUCGCAAUUACAACAUGUAGUAAAUUUCUACAAGACAGAAAAAACCAGAAGAGUUCUUCACUCAUCACUUUAACAGUUUAAGAGUUUUUUCCUCUUCCUUUUUCGGAAAUUGCUCUGCAGCCGUGUGUGUGUGUGUGUGUGUGUGUGUGUGUGUGUGUGUGUGUGUGUGUGUGUGUGUG
This is a messenger RNA of Hippoglossus stenolepis (Pacific halibut), 10085 nucleotides long. Its product is annotated as cilia- and flagella-associated protein 251-like. The transcript has 6 exons. NCBI's taxonomy places the organism in Eukaryota, Metazoa, Chordata, Actinopteri, Pleuronectiformes, Pleuronectidae. The record is from RefSeq and is a predicted model, not a curated record. The coding region runs from base 803 to 1624 and encodes 273 amino acids.